Messenger RNA from Trichoderma asperellum CBS 433.97, 1326 nucleotides. RefSeq lists its product as uncharacterized. The record is from RefSeq and is a predicted model, not a curated record. Gene Ontology annotation, molecular function: catalytic activity. NCBI's taxonomy places the organism in Eukaryota, Fungi, Ascomycota, Sordariomycetes, Hypocreales, Hypocreaceae.
AUGGGUAGCGAUGACGCAUAUCUCCUUAUGGCUGCCGAAGCCCUCGCCAGGAUUCGCGCUGGCGGAAUGACCAUUGAGGGCUAUGUACGCUCACUGCUUCGCCGUAUAGAUGUGCGUGACGUCGACGUCGGCGCAUGGGCCUAUAUAGACAAGGAUUAUAUCCUCCAGCAGGCGAGAGCUCUCGACAAGGUGCCAAUGAAUAAAAGAGGCCCGCUGCAUGGAAUGCCCAUUGCCGUCAAGGAUGUUAUUUACACUAAAGAUAUGCCUACGGCUCACAAUUCGCCAAUCUACAAGGACGACUUUCCCAAACUCGACGCAGCCUCCAUCAUCCUCCUCCGCCAUGCAGGCGCACUCUUCCUCGGCAAAACAACAACCGCCGAGUUCGCAGCCUCCUACACCGGCCCAGCCUCGACGCGCAACCCGCAUAAUCCGGCCCGCACUCCCGGAGGCUCGUCGUCCGGCUCGGGCGCCGCCGUCGGCGAUUUCCAGGCGCCGGUGGCCCUCGGCACACAGACCGGCGGUUCCACCAUCCGCCCGGGCUCCUUCAACGGCGUCUACUCCAUCAAGCCGACGUGGAACGCCGUGUCUCGCGAGGGCCUGAAGAUUUCGUCCCUGAUGCUGGACACGAUUGGCAUUUUCGCCCGCGGCGUCGACGACCUGGACCUCGUGGCCGACGCGUUCGGGCUGCAGGACGAUGAGCCGAGCAGCUUCAAGGGCAUCAAGGGUGCGCGCUUUGCGCUAUGCAAGACCGUCGUCUGGCCAAUGGCAGGCGAAGGCACUCGCCACGCCAUUGCUCGCGCCGUCGACAUCCUGCGUGCGCACGGCGCAGAGGUCGAAGAGGUCGAUCUGCCGCGCGAGUUCGACGACCUCCCGCGCUGGCACAACAUGGUCCUGCAGACCGAAGGCGAGACCUUCUUCCUCCCCGAGCACCGCAUCGCCAAGGAGAAACUCUCGCCGCAGCUGGUUGGCUAUGUCGACCGCAAGGCCGGCUACGACCGCCGCGCACAGCUCAAAGCCCUUGAUAGCAUCUCGGCCUUGCGGCCCCGGAUUGAUGAGAUUGCAGGCAGAUACACGGCCAUUUUGACGCCCAGCGUUAUUGACGAGGCGCCAGAGGGGAUUGAGUUUACUGGCGAUUCGGCGUUUUGUGUGAGCUGGUCGGCGCUGCACACGCCGGUGAUAAACAUCCCGGGCUUUCAGGGGCAUACCGGCAUGCCGAUUGGGGUGUCGCUGGUGGCCCCGAGGUAUCGCGACAGACACCUUCUCAAGGUGGCCAAGGAAGUGGGCAAUCUUUUCGAGGCAGAGGGUGGGUGGAAGCGAAAUGUAUAA